AACAACUACUAUUAUUAGAAGGUCGAAAAUUCUAACACAGGAUGCAGCAUUCAUUGACUCUCUUCCGUCGACCGUGUUCCCUGCAUUUUUCAGCUGAAACUCCCCACACCCAUCUCUGAUUUCACCUCCAGAUUCCCAACUAAGACCUCAGACACAAAAAAGAACGCAACUUGCAACUACCCAGACUUCGAUUCUGCCUCAUCUUCCAAGUCCAAAGUGCUUCCUUUUUGUUUUCGGUUGGUCAACGAGGUCAAGAUGCUGCUGAGCUUGAAGGGUAUCAUGUAGAUCGAAUAGGACACAGAGGGGUCUGUGAAUUAGUGAAUCAAUUGUUUUUAUGACUUGAUUAUUAUGAAGGUGUAGGUGAAGAUUAGUGUGGGAAACGUGGAGAUGGUGACUUCAACUUGCAAGGGUUCUUUUCUUGUUUGUGCAAUUUUGGUGCUUGAUUUGGUGCUUAAGGUCUCUGGCAAUGCAGAAGGUGAUGCCCUAAAUGCAUUGAAGAGCAACCUACAAGAUCCUAACAAUGUUCUUCAAAGCUGGGAUGCCACCCUUGUCAAUCCAUGCACAUGGUUUCAUGUUACAUGCAAUAGUGAUAAUAGUGUGACCCGUCUUGAUCUUGGAAAUGCAGAUCUAUCGGGUACACUGGUUCCAAACCUUGGUAAUCUACCAAAUUUACAGUACCUGGAGCUUUUUAAUAAUAAUAUAAGUGGAAAAAUCCCAGACGAGCUUGGAAAUUUGAAAAACUUGGUGAGCUUGGAUCUUUACUUGAAUGUGCUAACUGGUCCAAUACCAGCUACAUUGGGCAAGCUUAGUUAUCUACGCGUGCUGCGUCUCAACAAUAACGCCUUGUCAGGAGGCAUUCCCAUGUCUUUGACCGGGAUCAAUUCACUGCAAGUUCUUGAUCUCUCAAACAACCAGCUAAAAGGGACUGUGCCAGUCAAUGGUUCAUUUUCAAUGUUUACUCCGAUCAGUUUUCAAAAUAAUCCUGGCUUGAUACAACCAAAGAUGUAGAUAAACCAAGUUGGUGCAGUAGUAUUUAGUACAUACCUAGUAAGAUUGGAAUCUCAGCAUGGGGUUUGGGAAAGGGAUAGUUUUGUCCAUGCUUGGGAUAAAUGAUGAAAGCUCCAUGAACUGUGGCUCUUGACCAACCAUCAUGUCCAUGCCACCAUAUGAUUCCUUCCUCUGUGGUCAAAUGGAUAACUCGUUUGAACACUGCACCUGGUUGAAUUGGACACUGUGUUAUGUAAGCAGCUCCAUCUGAUCAUGGAUUCCUCCCUUGUCUAGCCCCAUGCCUUUGAAAAAUAAUGCAAAUAUUCUUUCAGUAAUUAAUGCAUAUACUCUCUGUUGUAUAGAGUGGAAGCUAAGGCACAUACCAAUGUAUUGUUAUAUUAUGGUUUGCUUGGUUAUAAACAUUGACAAUAAGAGUGUCUCCUGUGUGGGCCUUCAAGGUUGGACCUGGAAACUCUCCAUUUACUGUCAAAAUAUUCUUGGUGCUGCAUAGUCUAGUGUAACUUGAAGAUUUUAUCUGCAGAAAUUAAAGGCAUAAUUCAUCUAAGUGUUAUGUAACAUGCAUGUAUGAUGAAAUAAAGUAGACUUACCACAAAGUUGUGAUGAUGAA
Arachis duranensis is the source of this 1615-nucleotide messenger RNA. RefSeq names its product BRASSINOSTEROID INSENSITIVE 1-associated receptor kinase 1. The record is from RefSeq and is a predicted model, not a curated record. The transcript is spliced from 7 exons. Lineage: Eukaryota; Viridiplantae; Streptophyta; Magnoliopsida; Fabales; Fabaceae. Bases 388 to 1008 code for a protein of 206 amino acids. Gene Ontology annotation, molecular function: protein binding.